Selaginella moellendorffii is the source of this 1101-nucleotide messenger RNA. RefSeq names its product (E)-2-epi-beta-caryophyllene synthase-like. The coding region runs from base 1 to 1101 and encodes 366 amino acids. Lineage: Eukaryota; Viridiplantae; Streptophyta; Lycopodiopsida; Selaginellales; Selaginellaceae. The record is from RefSeq and is a predicted model, not a curated record. The transcript has a single exon.
AUGGCCGCACCUUCUAUCUAUCGUCCCCAAAUUCUGGAGCAGCUCCUCGCCUGCAAGAGCAUCUACUUGCCUCAAAUUCGCUGCUCGUUGCCAUUGCAGUGCCACCCAGACUACGCCUCCGUCUCCAAACAGGCGAACGAUUGGGCCUUCCGCUUCCUCAAGAUCAAUGCCACCAAUGCCGCUGCCGAUAAGAAAUACUUCACCCAGUGGAGGAUGCCACUCUACGGCACCUUUGUUGUGCCUUGGGGCGACUCCAGGCACGCUCUAGCGGCCGCCAAGUACACCUGGCUUAUCACCAUUCUCGACGAUGCGGUCGACGAGGAGCCUUCGCAGCGGGACGAGAUCCUGGAAGCUUACAUGAGCCUUGCCUCCGGUCAAAGAUCCAUCGCCCAAGUUCCCAACAAGCCCGUGCUCGUCGCCCAAGCCGAGCUCAUCCCGGAUCUGCAGAAGCUCAUGUCGCCGCUCCUCUUCCAGCGGCUGCUCGUCUCGUACAGGAAAUUUGUUGGCUGCUACUCGGCCAAAGUCGACGAGGAGGAGUUCACGAAAGAGUCUUACGCUGUGCAUCGCCGGGAGGACUACGUUGUCAAGCCGAUGCUUAACUUCACGCAGAUGUGCCUGGGAGUCGAGCUGAGAGACAAGGAUCUGGAAAGCGAGGAGUACCUGCGGGCGAUAGAUGCCAUGUUUGAUCAUAUGUGGCUGGUGAACGACAUCUUUUCAUUCCCAAAGGAGCUGAGGAAGAAAACUUUCAAGAACAUAAUUUUUCUCUUGCUCUUCACGGACCACACCGUUCGCUCUGUUCAACAGGCAGUCGAUAAGGCGAACGCCAUGAUUCAGGAAAAAGAACAAGAAUUCAUGUAUUACCAUGAGAUCCUGACGAGGAAAGCGAUGGAAUCUGGCAACCACGACUUUCUGGCGUACCUUAGAGCGAUUCCGGCAUUCAUCCCUGGAAAUCUACGUUGGCACUACCUCGCAGCUCGGUACCACGGUGUUGAUAAUCCAUUUGUAACAGGAGAGCCAUCCAGUGGGACUUGGUUGUUUCAUGAUACGCAGACUAUCAUACUCCCCGAGUACAAACCAACUCAUCCCCAUCUGCAAGUCUGA